AUGGAGAGUGGAGCAGGGAAGCACUGGACGGAGGAGGAGGUUAAAGCCUUGUUAAGCGUCUGGUCAGAAAAAAAUAUCAGAAAGCAACUCCACGGCACCCUGAGGAAUAAAGGAAUAUUUAUCUACAUUGCUAAAAGGUUGCAGGAGUUAGGAGUUUGCAGGGAUUGGAAACAGUGCCGUGCAAAGUACAAAAAUCUGAAGUACGAAUACAGAACGGUUAAAUAUGCCCACAACUCUGGGGAUGUCACUAAAACCAUGAAGUUUUUCCAUGAUCUGGAUGCCAUAUUGCGAUAUGAACCUGUCACACAAUUAGCAGCAGAAGAAAACGGCAGGUGUUCUGCGACUGAGACGCAGCUGAACACAAGCCCCACAGCAGAGAGCACGCAAGAAAUCCUUGAAGAUGAGGGGGACUUUGCAAACUGCAUCCCCGCAGCUCUGGAAGGUACACAAAUCAAGAAGGAGACAAUUGACAUAGAUGAUGAUUCUAUAAGCACUACCUCAGAAGACAGACCUUGUACACCAGUGGCAAAACGGAUGGUUGGGACAGACAAUCACAUUCCCUUGGAAGAAGCACAAAAUCACUUUAAAGUUAUUACAGUUAAUGAUACUGGAACAGGGAAACACUGGAGUGAUAAUGAAGUCAGAGCUCUGAUAAACAUAUGGUCAGACGAAAAGAUACAACAAAUGCUUGAAGGGGCCACAAGAAAUAAAGAAAUAUUUGAGGAAAUUGCCAGAAGGUUGAUGAAACGUG
Messenger RNA from Mesitornis unicolor (brown roatelo), 751 nucleotides. RefSeq names its product phosphoribosylaminoimidazole carboxylase, phosphoribosylaminoimidazole succinocarboxamide synthetase (gene PAICS). The transcript has 4 exons. The annotation marks the transcript as partial. Lineage: Eukaryota; Metazoa; Chordata; Aves; Mesitornithiformes; Mesitornithidae. The record is from RefSeq and is a predicted model, not a curated record.